Molecule: messenger RNA, 1105 nt
Organism: Corapipo altera (White-ruffed manakin)
Lineage: Eukaryota; Metazoa; Chordata; Aves; Passeriformes; Pipridae
Gene: MAFA
Product: MAF bZIP transcription factor A
Exons: 1
Coding region: 35-910 (291 amino acids)
Biological process (GO): regulation of transcription by RNA polymerase II; retinal rod cell development
Cellular component (GO): nucleus
Molecular function (GO): RNA polymerase II cis-regulatory region sequence-specific DNA binding; DNA-binding transcription factor activity, RNA polymerase II-specific
Source: RefSeq, a predicted model, not a curated record
GGGCUUCCCGCCCCGGCGCCCUCCAUGGACUGAGAUGGCCUCGGAGCUGGCCAUGAGCGCGGAGCUGCCCACGAGCCCCCUGGCCAUCGAGUACGUGAACGACUUCGACCUGAUGAAGUUCGAGGUGAAGAAGGAGCCGGCGGAGGCGGAGCGGCUGUGCCACCGCCUGCCCGCCGGCUCCCUGUCGUCCACCCCGCUCAGCACGCCCUGCUCCUCCGUGCCUUCCUCGCCCAGCUUCUGCGCCCCAAGCCCCGGCGGGCAACCGGCCCCCGGCCCCCCGGCCGCCGCCGCCGCCGCUUCGCUGGGCUCCAAACAGCAGCUGGAGGAGCUGUACUGGAUGUCGGGUUACCAGCACCACCUGAACCCCGAAGCGCUCAACCUGACGCCGGAGGACGCGGUGGAGGCGCUGAUCGGCGCCCCGCACCACCACCACCAUCACCACCAGGGCUACGAGCCCUUCCGGCCUCAGCCCUUCGCGGGCGAGGAGAUGCCGCCGGCCGCCCACCACCACCCCGGCCACCACCACCACCACCACCACCACCUCCGCCUGGAGGAUCGCUUCUCCGACGACCAGCUGGUGAGUAUGUCGGUGCGGGAGCUCAACCGGCAGCUGCGGGGCUUCAGCAAGGAGGAGGUGAUCCGCCUCAAGCAGAAGAGGAGGACCUUGAAGAACCGCGGCUACGCUCAGUCCUGCCGCUACAAGCGGGUCCAGCAGCGGCACAUCCUGGAGAACGAGAAAUGCCAGCUGCAGAGCCAGGUGGAGCAGCUCAAGCAGGAGGUGACCCGCCUGGCCAAGGAGAGGGAUCUGUACAAAGAGAAAUACGAGAAGUUGGCCGGCCGGGGCUUCCCGAGGGAACCGUCCCCAUCCUCCGCCGCUCCCCCCAAAGCCGCCGCUGACUUCUUCAUGUGAGCCCGGUGGGAUGUUGGUGGGAUGGGGGGGGUGGGAUCGCUCCCCCUCCCCCCCCCUUUUUUUUUUUUUUUACGUUGUUGUUGUUGGUUUGUCGUCGCUGUUGUUCCUCGUGCGGGGAGAAGAGCAAAAAAAAAAAAAAAAAACCCGCCGCUUGUCUUUAAAAAAAAAAUUAUUAUUAAGAAUAAUGAUAAUGAU